AGACUUGGAUCAUCUCACCAAAGCGGGAGUGAAGGAAGUGAAGAGAGAGCUGCGAGGGAAUAUUUGUUGCUUUUCCCCAUCAUAGUGAGUUGUAAAACUGGAGUCUUCUUUCCAUGACUAAAGAUGGCAUCCUAUUUAGCACAAGAAGUUCAACUUGCUAAAAAACAUGAUGAAAUCCUGUCUCAGAGAUUGGUGUUGCUUCAGCAGAUGGAGAGUCAUCGAGGAGACAAAGAAGCUGAAAAGACAUGGCAAACGCAAGAAGCUGAUGCAGCUCAUAAAAGAAAUGUAUCUUAUACGCCAGAAUAUACUGUACUUUUAGCUGAUAUCGAAGCAGCAGAGAAGAAGCUACACUCACGAGAACACUUACUUCUCCACCCCGAUAUUGUUAAUCUUGAGACUCUUUACUGGGCAAAAGUAGAAGAAGCAAUUCCAAAAUGGAAGCCAUUUUUUUUAGGACGGACACAAGCCCCUGUUGGUGUUAAAACUGUUAAGUUGGCAAAGCAGGACGCAAGUCCCCAAAAAGGAUCAGCACCAAGAAAGCAAAAAUCUGAAUGGGCUCUUGAGGAGGAUUUGCACAGGCCUCCAAAUAUUGGGUCAUAAAGUGGCUUUGUUAAAUAUUUGUUGGAUAAGCACCAAUAAUUCUCAAAGUGUGUUUAGUAGUUCUUCCCCAAAGAGCUAUUAUCUACGUGGAAGUGACUUUCAGAUCAAACAUGGAUGAAACACUACAGGAGGAGAAUUCAGCUGUUCAUCUGCUCUGCCGAGAUG
Anolis sagrei ordinatus is the source of this 765-nucleotide messenger RNA. The record is from RefSeq and is a predicted model, not a curated record. Lineage: Eukaryota; Metazoa; Chordata; Lepidosauria; Squamata; Anolidae.